CUUUGCAGGUCCUAAUGUUACCCUAUCCUGGUCCUACCUACAGUAAUGGUUUGAUGACAUUAAGUCAUAUAAUAUUCAGUCGUUUGUAAUAUCAUUUUAGAAUUAAAUUUCUGUCAUUUAAAGAGUGAAAUGGAUAAGACAGGAGUUUGCAGCAGCACCUGUAAUACCAUAAGGACAGAUCUCAGUUUGUUGCUUGAGUGUCUGAAGUUUCAGAUGAAAUGUCCUGAUUUGCAGAAACAAGCUCUUCUUACCAUUCACUCAAUCUGUGAAAAGAGAGAGGAUAAUGUGGACCUGCUGAGAGAAAUGGGAGGCGUGGCAUUUGUGUAUAAUCUCUCCAAAUCCAGUAUUGUUCAUUCAGAUGUUAAGGAGACUGCACUCUUUACACUCGGCACGCUGGCAGAAGCCAAUGUGUAUUGCAAGAAUUCUCUGUGCAGAAAGGAGACAUUUGCAGACCUUGCUGGUUGGUUGAUAAAAGAAGACAUCCCGCUGACACAGAAGAGAGUGUCUGUCUAUUUGCUGUCUGUGUUGGUAGCAAACAACAAAUCAGGACAGACUUUAGCCCAAACCACUGGCUGCCUGGAUAUUCUGCUGGACCUCUUCAGGACCACUUUCCCCCUCUCCACAGAGGCUACUUUGAGAGCAGCUAAUGCUACUCAAACCUACCAGCUUUGGGCAUCUGUGUCUAGUGCUCUGUGUGGAUGUGUCAACAACCCGCAGAAUGAGGAGGGUCAGCGUGUUUGUGUGGCAGCCUUUCCCAUAAUAAAGAUCUGGCUUCAGCAGAUUGAUCUGCCACGCACUGAGAUUUUUCAGCCCAUAUGUUCCUUCAUAGCAAUGACAGUUGCCAACAACUCCUGUGUUCAGGAGAGUUUUUCUGUCUCGGGGGGUCUGGAUACUCUCACUCUUGCACUGGUUUGUCUUGCUUCUGCAGCAGGUACAAGUUUGUUGUCUUGCCAGCUUUCAGUCACUAUAUCCAAGACCCUGUCAGCUUGCAUCUCUGAAAACUCUUCUUUGGCUUCAGGCCUGGCUCAGUAUGGUGUGGUUUCUCACCUCUUCUCCCUGCUGGCUAGCCCACACCUGGACCCUGAGGACAGGCUCUCUGUUUUACUUAUCCUGGGCCACUGCACCGAGGCCUCUGAGGAGCACCAGUCCCAGUUGGUGGAGUGUGGAGGCUUGCCCCUUAUCAUAACGCUACUCACAGAGGAUACAAGUGAGGAGGUUAGAAAAGCUGCUACAUUCAUAUUGCAGACCUGCAAACAGGCCACCAUGUCCUUGGGAGUGUCUGGUCUGGUAGCGAAACAGGGGGAGUGUAAAAAUAUGGAGGCCUUGACAAACAUGGAAGGCUUCAGGAACUCAGCCAGAGAGCUGCUGCACAGAAUUGACCUGCUAGAGAAGAGACAGGCAAAGGAGGCUGAGGACGUGCAAGAAGACACAGACCCAUCAACUUCAACUGAAGGGCUAUGCCAACCAUCUCGAUCUCCUGACUUACCUCUGCCUCUGCAGACGAAGGAGAGCAUUAAAACCAUCCCCACAGCAUUUAGACAGAGCAGCGCUCUCAAGCAUGUAGAAGCAGGGGGUGACAACAACAUUAAACCUCAAACUGCCAGAAAACUGAUCAAGAAUGAGCAGGACAGUGAACUGAAGAACACAAGCUCCAAUUUAAGUAUGGACAAGAAGGCUAAAACCGGUGGAGGGGAUGUGUGGUGUGCAGCAUGCAAGGGUACUGGAUCCCUGAUGUCUUCCCAUCUGCAGUCACUAGAGGGAGGCGGAAAGCCUCAUACAGCAGACAAUGAGUUGUUUAAGCUCCCAGCAACAGUGAGGCACAGUGUACCAAAAGAAAUUAAAUGUACUGAAGAAGAAGAGUUGCAAGACUGUGACUUGAGUAAGGUGGGGGAAACCACCGUGGAGGAACAGUCACUCUCUCAUAUCCGGUGUGCAGGUUGUGUGUUGCCUUUUGAGCAGGUGACUAGUCGCACUUUUGCAUCUUUUCAAAGCUCCUGCGCCCACAGCUGUGACAUGCACAAGGUUCUCCAGGAGGCCACAGAGCGGUUCAGGACUCAUCACUGCAAGCUUCUGUUCAGGAGAGAGUCCCAAGACAACACUGUAGAGCAGACAGACCCAGAGUCUGAGAGAGUUUCAACAGCAGAGGCACAAAGCUGGAAACACUGGAGCGCAGAAAAGGUGUGCUUGACUCCUAUACGUAAAGGAGCAGGGAAAGUCGAGAGCUCCCUGCCAGAACACCACGGGAAGAAGCACAAUGAAUGCGCUUUGAUCCCACUGCACAGAGGAGCUAAAAAGGACAUAUUUACUUCCUACAACAAGACCGGUCCACGCUUGACUCCCCUGAAAAGGUCUGGUCAUCCUGAAGAGAGAAGAAGAGGGAAUAAUAGUGAACAACAUGCUGUUGACGAUGAGCCGAGGACUAGCACAAAUCCCUGUUCCACUAGAAGGAGGAGGAAAGACUUCAGCUGUGAGGAGGUACAUUACCUACUGUGCGGAGUGAACACUUUCGGCUUCUCCUGGAACUCCAUCUUGUGGUCAUACCCCUUCCAACCUGGACGCACCAAUGUUGACCUGGCCAAGAAAUACAGGCGGCUAACGAAAGGAAAAGCCCAGGAUGCUGGCUGUGCAUAACCCUGGUCCUGAGAUCCAGCCCAAUAAUAAAUAAUGGUUCUCUGUUAAUAAUAGCUUUGAUUUAUCUGAAAGACCUUCACUCUUUUCAGUUCAGAACUCUGUAUUUAUUGGGGGGAAAAAUUCCAAAGAAGCAUUUAUUUCUUAGACUCAUAAUAUAUUGUACUCUCAGUAUUUAUAUAGAUUUUAGUACUUUGUAUAUGAUUUUCAUUGUUUGAAAAAAAAAAUUGACAGAUAUUGUUUGUUUUUAUUAUAUGUUAAAGCAUUAAAAUAGGUGUUUAAGA
This is a messenger RNA of Micropterus salmoides (largemouth bass), 2912 nucleotides long. It is a transcript of the gene terb1, whose product is annotated as telomere repeat binding bouquet formation protein 1. The transcript has 22 exons. The coding region runs from base 130 to 2631 and encodes 833 amino acids. Gene Ontology annotation, biological process: homologous chromosome pairing at meiosis; meiotic attachment of telomere to nuclear envelope. NCBI's taxonomy places the organism in Eukaryota, Metazoa, Chordata, Actinopteri, Centrarchiformes, Centrarchidae. The record is from RefSeq and is a predicted model, not a curated record. Gene Ontology annotation, molecular function: protein binding.